Messenger RNA from Chelmon rostratus (copperband butterflyfish), 6405 nucleotides. RefSeq names its product adapter molecule crk-like. The record is from RefSeq and is a predicted model, not a curated record. The transcript is spliced from 3 exons. The coding region runs from base 284 to 1240 and encodes 318 amino acids. Gene Ontology annotation, molecular function: protein binding. Lineage: Eukaryota; Metazoa; Chordata; Actinopteri; Chaetodontiformes; Chaetodontidae.
UCCGCCAUUUCAGUCCUGGAGUUUCUUGUUGCACAUUAGUUUUAUAUAUAUAUUAUUUUAAUUUUGUCAUGUUUAACGCUUAAGUUGUUGACUAUCGGGUUUUGUGGGGCAGCAGAAGUUUCGUGAACUUAAACGGCUUGACACUACUCGUGGAAGUUGCCUAAAAUAGCGGUGUUGUACCGUUUAUUCAGGAACAGCGUUAGUCAACCAAAGUUUUGUAUGAGUUGCGGAUAGGGAGAGGCGAAGGGGAAAGGCCUCAAGCCUCGGACAGGAUUUCACAACCAUGGCCGGUAAUUUUGAUGCCGAAGACCGUGAUAGCUGGUACUGGGAAAGACUAACUCGCCAUGAAGCAGUUUCUCUUUUACAGGGACAGAGACACGGCGUUUUCUUGGUGAGAGACUCAAUUACCAGCCCUGGUGACUACGUGCUGUCCGUCUCAGAGAACUCCAAAGUGUCCCAUUAUAUAAUCAACAGCAUCAAAAACAACCGGCAGUCUGGCUCAGGCUCGGUUCCUUCUCGGUUUCGGAUUGGGGAUCAGGAGUUUGAGGCGCUGGCGGCCCUGCUAGAGUUUUAUAAGAUCCACUACCUGGACACCACCACACUCAUAGAGCCCAUAAGCAAGGCCAAGCACACAGGGUUCGUCAGCUCCUCUGCCGGCGUCCCGCAGCAGCCCGAGGAGGCCGAGUUUGUACGGGCGCUAUUUGACUUCCCAGGAAACGAUGAGGAGGACCUCCCCUUCCGCAAGGGCGACAUCCUCCGCGUGCUGGAGAAGCCGGAGGAGCAGUGGUGGAACGCUGCUAACCAGGAGGGUCGAGCUGGAAUGAUCCCCGUUCCCUACGUGGAGAAGUACCGGCCUGCCUCGCCUACCGCUGCUGGCCUGGGUCCCCCUGUCACUGGGACUGGACAGGGGGGGCAAGUUGGAGGGGUAGUGGGCAGCACAGACGGAACAGGGGCCCCUCAGGUAAACCCUCUGGGGGACCCGGGCCAGUACGCUCAGCCUGUGGUCAACGCCCAACUCCCUAACCUGCAGAAUGGGCCUGUCUACGCCCGAGCCAUUCAGAAGAGGGUGCCCAACGCCUACGACAAGACGGCGCUCGCUCUGGAGGUGGGAGACAUGGUAAAAGUGACCAAGAUCAACGUGAACGGCCAGUGGGAGGGCGAGUGCAAGGGCAAACGAGGCCACUUCCCCUUCACCCACGUCCGACUGUUGGAACAACACCAUCCCGAUGACGAGAGCUGAGAAACACACGCACUCCCAUCACCUCGACAGUGUCCGGCACAUCCCUUCUCCUUCGCUCAUUUCGUCACGUUCGGAAACAAAAAGAUUUAUACAAGCACACAGUUUAUGAACCUUUGAGCUACACUGGUCAGGCACUCCUGACCCUGCCAGUGAAAGACGUGUUGGGCGAUCUUACAUAAUGUCAUUCUGAAGAGUUUACACUGAGGCCAGACUGAUAUCGGUUCGCCUAUAAACUGCUGGCUUCCUCCUCCUCUACAGCCACAUAAACAUUCAAACAAUUCAAUAUUCCUUGUAUUCAGAUAGAUAGCAGCAUUUUUUAUCUUUAUAUUUAUGAAUGCUUCAUUUUAAAGGAACAGACUGUGUCGUCUUAUCACACUUUCAGUCUGAUCUCUGUGCAUCCAGUGCAGGGAGUAGCCUAGCUUAGCUCCUUGACGGAACGCAGGAGCAAACUGUUUGCCUUCCUGAGUCGAGAGAAGAAUAUGAGAACAACUCCAAAGCAGCUUUCUUCACUGCUGUUUUGUUCAUUGAACAGCAGUAAAAGGCUGUUUCGGGUGCUUUCACAAUCAGUCUGUUGGCUUCGUUCUGGCUGGUGUGAAAGCAAAGCAGAGCCGCUCGAUUUUAUUAUAGUAGGUGUGAGUUUUAUCAUGAAUUCAGAAGUCAAACUUAGAUUAAAUCCAUCUGCUGCCCAGGAACUGUUAACAUGGUCUCCGUGGUGAUAUAAAUAGCCAUGGUAACGUGUGUGCUCGUCAGUAUGUGAGUAUAGGAGUUAAAUCAGGCCACACGGUAAAUAUCCUCCAGCACAAGAUGCUUCUGGUUUGUCCCGUUUCUACCUUUUAGGCAUUAUUUCUAACACCUGUGGUCCAGCUGCAGCCGUGACUACGUUUGCUUGGAACCACCUGUUUCUGCAGGCGUUGAAAUUUGAUUUCCCCUCUUGGGUCCUCGCAGCACCGAUGAUGAGGACUGACACCUUGUGGUCUGUUGGUAGACUCGUUGGUCCGUGCGCUCCUGUCCAACCACAGUCUCAGAUGAUCAGUGCUGUGGGCGGGACAUGAGUGAGACUGCAGAGUGGUGAGUGUAGGUUGUCCAUGUUGGACAUGUUCUCACCUACAGGUAAUACUCUGUUUUCAUGUCUGGAUCAGUUCAGGGUGGAGGUGCAUGCGUGAUCAGAGCUGCAUCAGAGCCAGAGUGCAACAUUUUUAGUAAAUCUAGAGACAACAUGCACGUUUUCUUUCCCAGCAUCCAUCAGUUGAUUGGUUGAAGAGUAGGUAGAGUGUCAGUCGACCAAAAAUUGUCAUUGGUUGACUCAUCAGUGACCUGUCAGUCCAGAUCUCUACUGUUGACAGUGUGUCACUCGUUGGUAAUAAGUCGUGUGAACAGGAAAUGAAGCAGCACCGAAAGGCAACAGUCUUGUUUUUCUUGAUUUUCAGACUGAAUGAGCCAAACUGCAGGUGUGACAUCGUCCUUCAGAGCAGUUAGAGUUUGAUCAACAUCUGAUGGAUCCUGUGACUGCAGCAUCUCAACACAAGCCAACAGUCCCCCUAAACGAAUGAAUCAGUUCUGAAUGGAAUAAAAGGCUUUAGGAGGCACUGAGCGGAAAGGGAAUGAAAAUUGUCAUGUAUAAAUAUUAUUAUCAGAGGGGCGACAUCAGGCGCCAGAAACCGAUAUCAGUCGAGCCCUGGUUUACACACCUCCAGCACAGCAGAGUCAACCUGCUCUUCCCUUCCUGUGGCCGCCCACUACAUUUCAUUCACAAGCAGAAGGGAAAACAUGGAUCGCACACAGGAGACGAAACGCUCGGCUUCUCUCACAGAAUCAUGAAUCGGUGAGUUUUCUAGUGCUAGACUGUGAACCUCGGAGCGAAACGAGCAAAGACUUGUCCCGAUGCCUCCGUGUGGGGGAGAAGGACGUUCCUCCUCGCCAAGACGACUCCACCAACUUAUUACAUCCCACACUACCAACCAAGUCCUCUUUUUUUGUACUAAAAGUGGAAAAUAUUAUGAUAGAAUUGACUAUAUAUAUAUACACACCUUACAUGCUAAACAGUGUAAACAUGUCUCCUUCCUUUAUAUUUGAUUUUCUUUUACUUUUUGUUACCAGAGACUGUAUACCUUUUAUUUUGCGUUCCUCUUUUGAAACACUAUUCAGCGCCAACAUGGAUGACUUCAAGUGCAGCAGUGUGAAAGAACAAAAUAAGCCCCCUUUCAAGGAGGAAGAAGAGCUCCCCCGAGGCUGGUUUAGACGACGAGAGGAGGAAGGUUGACGGGUUUUAUUUUUGUCUUCCGGCAGGCUUUUUAGGACGUCGUCGUGCGGAGAUGCUUUUCAGAUAAAAUCCACCCUAAAACACUAUUAUUGCUGCUUUUUUAUGUGUAACUGGUGAAACAGACGUUAUGUCACUUUAUGGCACGCCGUGACGGUCGCUUUCUGUAGGUUUAUUGUUUCUCAUCGGCUUUUUCCACAUUGAAUACACACGCUAUUAUUACACAUGAAGCUUUUAUAAACACAUGUGAGCCCGCGGAGCAUCAUGUCAACAUGAAAAUAAACCAUUAAAUGGUCUGUUGCUGUAGGGAUUUCGCUCUCCUGAGCUAAAUGUCAUUUUCCAACAUCCUGUUUUAGAAUGCAGCCUUAAACCUUUUCCUCCAACGUAGGCAGAUCACCAACUUGGGAUGUCCUCCUUCAUGUUAUCCCUGCUGUUACUCGGGGUAACAUCGUGAACACUAAUUAGGUAGCUGCAGUAAACAGCAAUGAGACUGAUGCCAGUGAACAAACACAGAAAUCAUCCUGUGGUCAAAGUCUUAUGACUCACCUGUUAUAGCAAACUGAGGUUGGGGUGUACCUUCUCCCCUCCCAUAAAUGCAGCUUCAACAGAAGUAUGAGCACGGUGAGUGACAAACCCCAGCUGCACCGGGGAGGAUCUGCAGAGUCACAGUACAUCCUCUCUGCCUCGUGUCUGGAGCUGGAAAAGAUGAGGAGUGUUAGUAGGAACUUACUGGCCCGAAGCCUAAACCUCGAUCAGCCGGUCAGUAUUGUUUUUGAUAUUUUAAGAUGAACAACACGCAGCCAAAUAGUUUCCAUAGUGCUCACAUAAAUACAUUUUGUCUGUGCUUUCCAAAUCAAGUUGAACCGUGAGCUGGGGUCAGAUGUGUGAACAGUGCCUAUGCACAGAAAUCAUUAAUGCGUCACUUCCCACAGUAUUCAGAAUAUUUAUAACAAGGGCUGUAUGUGAGAAGGCGUACAUCUCGCACAUCCAUCAAAAGAGCACAGGCGUGGUUUCAUGGGAGAAAUGACCUGAACACCCUCUGUAUCUCUAACAGAUGCAGUGAUCCAGCUGUGUGUUGUUGGAGAAAAUGCAGCUGAUGUUUGGUGUAGGUCUUUUCAGCACCGUGUCUGCAGGCAGGUGGAGCAGACAGGUGCAGGUGUGUUUGGCUAUAGCGAACUGUGGGAGGAGGAAUGAGGCCUGCGACCCUGUGCACAACUUCACAACGAAGAUUUCUAAAACGGAUGUAAAAGAGUGCACGAGCACAUGUCUGCAUGUGUGUGAACACACCGAGUUUUAUGCAUCUGGCCCCCAGUAUCCUGAAAUACAGUCUGAGUUUACAAUGUGUUCAUAAAUUGUGAAAUUUUCCCUCCAUUUUUUUUUUAUUGAGACUCAAAUUUAAGGAAAUUAUUUUUUGUAUGCCACAUUUAUGCCAUAUUUUUAUUAUCCUUGUAUGUUUAUUAAGAAAUUUGAGCCACAGCUGUGGGUCACGUUCAGGCCUGUGUAUGUCAAUAAACACAUACAAAGCUCUAAUUCCCCACAGUUUAUGUUUCUUUGUUAAGGUGGAAUAUUUGAGCUCAGCACAGCACAUGUAGCGGUGACCAGUUAACACUAAAUGACUUGGUGACAACAGUGUGCUGAGAUGCUUCAGAUGUGUGUUGGUGAUUUUGGGAAGUGGGAUGCUUUGAAAAUCUAAAAUCUAGUGCAACUGGAUCCCGGAACACAUCAUCACGUCACUUAUUGUUUUAGCAAUUCUAAAUGAUCUGUUGUGUGCUUUGUGAUGACAAGCUUACAGAAAUCUAAACUGAAAAUGCAAAAUGCGAGUGUGGUCAUCGUUUUGCAUCAGUUGGAUCAAAAAGAUGACGUCUGAAUGGAGGUCGCUGCUUCUGCCACAUUUCCUUCCUUUGAAUGGAAAACAGUUGUUUCACACUGUGGUCUGUCCAUUCUGUCCUGGUACCACUUCACUUUUUAUGUGUUUUUUUUAUCCUAUUUUUCUAUUUGUUGUAAUGCCUUUAUGCAAAGUGUUCAGCGGGUAUUGCAUUCAGAUGCACAGCACUGAACUCCCACUAAGUGUUGCCUUUAAGAGAAAAUAUUCUCGCGUCACAGUUAUUCCACAGCAGCUCGUUGAAGACCAAUGAACACUUCAAAAGGAUUUUAGAAGAUACCACUAAAGAUCCUACAAUGUGCACCUUAUCUCCUCUUCAGCUCAAGACAAAACACACGAAGCCUCUUCAAGCCAAAUACUGUUGAACUGUUUUUUAGUUUGUCACAACUAUCAUGUGUUUUUGCUUUCGUGCCGUUUCACCCCGACUUUGAAAGGACCUGAACGAGCAAACAUAGGAUUCUUUAAAGAGUACAAUGUGUCAAAGUGUUAUGAAAAUAUAUUAUUUGAAGUUAAAAAUCUACCUUUUUUAUUUUCUGUAGCAUGUAAUGUGUUAAAAUAUACCUAGUCAAUAAAAAUGUACCAGAUUGUCAGGUUGGCCUUUACAUCACUGUCUCCACAUGGUGUGAUGUCAUUCCAUUUAAUUACAUUCAGUGUUUGUUGUUAAUGUUGAAUUGCUUUAGUUUGCAAUGUGCUGAUCGAGCUCUCCACUGAACUCCUGCAUGAGAUGUGAAGUGACAGCAGCUUUUUCGAGUCUACAUUCUCAGUCUGUUUACAUCUACUGCAGAACAUUUGGUCUCAUCACUCCCAGAGCAGAUUAGUGCUGUAAUGACACAGUAAAUCAUUACCACAUUGUAGUUAACAACAGAAAAAAUGAAGACAUUAACAGAUCUGUCACCGAGGAUGGAAUGAAGUUAUGGUCCUGACUCUACGUCAUGGUUAAAUUCUUCUGCAUUCCCAUUACAUUGUUUUCUGUACAUCACUAUAACUAUAAGCCAUUACUACACUGUGUAGCACCAUAGUGAUUAG